This is a messenger RNA of Mytilus trossulus (common blue mussel), 3686 nucleotides long. RefSeq lists its product as uncharacterized. The coding region runs from base 163 to 780 and encodes 205 amino acids. The transcript has 4 exons. The record is from RefSeq and is a predicted model, not a curated record. NCBI's taxonomy places the organism in Eukaryota, Metazoa, Mollusca, Bivalvia, Mytilida, Mytilidae.
AUAAGUUCAAAGAACCAGUUCAAUAUCCGCAAUAUAACAACUGAAGCAUGAAAUCGACAAACAAAACAAAAUAAGACGAAGAGUGAUAAAGUUUCACUUACUGUUUUUUAAAACAUAACAUUUUGCCAAUGGAUUAUUACAAAAAUUAAAUAAUGGCAAGAAAUGGGAUGUGUCUCAGCACGAAUACUCUUUGAAGACGAAGAAGUCAAGAAACCUUUAACAAAGAGAUACAAGAACCCCAAUCUUAUAACAGGGGACAUUACAAAGAAAAAUGAGUCCAAAUUAGAGCGAGAUAAAGCCAUGAAAUUACGACAACAAGACCGCAUAACUGCAGCAGAGGAAAUAUCGCUGAGGACAUUAGAUGAGAAGGAAAGAUUGUCACUAGGAACCAGAUCAAGAGGGACAUCCAGGGUGUCAUCUAGAGCAGGAUCUCCUACUCAAGCUAGAAAGGUUCAUUUUAAGACAGAAGAUGGUGAUAAGAACCAGAAGAACAAUACUGAUCAACAGAGUACCAGACAAGUGCAAUAUGAACUACCAUUACAAAAUGGUGAUGCUGACAACCAAUCAAAACAUAAGAAAAAAAAGAAACAUAUGAAGAACUCCGUACAACCAAUCACAGAAAAGAGCACAAAUGAUGACAAAAUUCAACAACCAAUUUCAAAUAAUAAUACUGGGGAAGUUAUUGUAAAAGAGGUUAAAAAACUGGAGAAGAAACUGUCAACAAUUGAUGAACGUGCAUCGAGUCGAAACAGUGGUAAAUCAGAUGAAGUAAAACGAUAGCCAAAGAUAUAUUAUUUAUUGUAAACCAUGGCAUUAAAGAAGUUAAAAUUUAUAGAAGACUGAAAUUGUUCUAUUAAUUUUUGUAUCAGAUGAUGGUUAAUUUAAGUUUUAUUUUAUUUACAAAAAUUGUUUACAUUGAAUUGUUUAACUUAAACAUUCAUGUUACAGACAUCUUUCUACUGGGUAAUUUUUUAUUUACCUCAACUAACCUUUCAUAACGAAAUUAAUAGGUAAUGGAACAGCAAUUUGUACUUGUCUUUUUUUAGAUUUAUGUAUUUUUACAAUGUAAAAUGAUAAUCUUGGAACAUUUAUAAUUGUAUUUGUGUAACUGCUAUGAUCAUGAAAUGCUGUCUUAAGCACACUUUACCUCUUGUACAUAAAAUAUUGAGAAUUUUUAUAGUUGAACUAAAGUUGAACUAUCAAUUACAAAAAUUGUUGCGUUUCUUUCCUUAUAUUUAUUAGAAAUCCUCUACCCGCCUUCUUCAAAAGUUGUCAUCCAAAACAGUAAAAAAUCAAUCUGUUUUAUGUUUAUAAAUAAUUAUCUUACAAGAAUCUUCAAAUUUCCAUUGUGUGUUGUUUAAAAUGUUAUUUUUAAACAUAAGUAUACUAUUUAAACAUUUAAACUAUUUCUAUGAAUAUAGUUUUUGAGAUGUCUGAAAUACGUUGUACUUACAAACUCUUGUUUCAUCUUAUUCUUAAUUGUGUUUUGUAUUUAUGCACUUACCGUCAUAAUUGAAAGUUGUAAAAUUCAAAUUAGAUUGCAAACAUCAUUGUUGUUUUAAAAUUUUAGAUCAAUAAAAGAUAUUCUGUGCUUUUAAAAAUAAGUCAUAAUAAUAAGCUGAACAUCUUUUCAAACAAUUUGCAUUUCUGCCACAAAAUCUGCUUAUAUCAAUGAAAGUUUUGACAUAGUUUUCAUCUAUUUUAAAAUAAAAGGUGAAGCUUAAGACUGACUGACUGGACUUGUUAAUACUUAUUUUGGAUGAAAGAAAGAGGGCUAAAAUCAAUUGUUGUGUCCUGAUAAGUAUAGAGAUUAUUUAGCUAAUGUAAAUAUAUACACAAAAGUUUGCACAUGUUUUGUUCAAUCAACUGUACCCUUAGUUUGGAUGUUUAGUGUAUUGAGGUUAAUGAUUAUACUUAUUAUUGAGAAAACAUGAUCUUUAUUAUGCAUAUUUGUAUAUUUAACCGCAUCAGGGAUCAUUGAAUUUUUACAUGAUUUUGCUCCAAAAAACCUAUUUAUUUACUGGGAGGAUAAUGUGUAAGAAACUUAGAAUUGUACAUUAAAAAAAGUUUUUUUAUAAUUUUUAAUGACAAAUGCUCAUUUUAUACAAAACAUGCCUUUAUAAUGUAUAUAUUUUUCCAGUCUAAAUAAGAAUGAAUUUUGCUUUUACAAAGUGAAAUAAAAUGUUAAUGGUAAAAACAUGACAUGAUCAAAGAAAUUUCUUAAAAAUGAACUAAAUUAAAAGAGAAUUAUCUUGAGAAAUUUUUAAUUUACAGAAAAGUAUCAGUAUGAUGUUAAUGUAUAAAUAUGCGAACAAUAGAAAAAACAUAGGUAGAAGCAAUAUAUGAAAUUGCAUUUAAUCUUUUGAGACAGUUGCAAUUUCUUGUAAAUUUUAAUACCAUGACACAUUGUUUUAUGCUAUUUUACCCUAAUUAAUGUUGUGUCAUUUUUCCUGUAAACUUUAGUACCAUGAAAAAUUGUUUAGUGGGUAUACAUGAGGUUUAUUUCCAUUUGCUAGAAUGUCCUAAUGCAGGGACAGUACAUGUAUUAGCAGAUACCAAUACUUGUAGAUGUUGUUCCCUUUUAACAUUUACAGAAUUUCCUGUGAAAGAAAUCUGCACUGAAAAUUUCCUUGAUUUUAUUUAUAUCUGUCUAGUGAAUUUGUUUUAAGAGGGGGGAGGGUUGGAGGGGUCCUGAUCUCGAAAUCCCAGGCUUAAAAACAUGAAAUCCUGAGGGCCUGAAUUUAUCAAAUUUAAACCCUGACAUCCUGAAAUUCGAAAAAGAAAUCCUGGAACCCGGAAGGGUCAAUCCCGAAAUCCCAAGAUUAAAAACACCCAAUCCUGAUGUCCUGCAAUAGGUCCUGCCGCCCUCUUUCAAUACUGACACUACCAAAAAGAAAACUUAAUAAGACUAAUUUUAGUACAGCAUUAAGUGUAUUAAUAUAAAUGUUUUUGUACAAUAUGUGUGAAACAAUAUGAUGAAUGAAGUCUCAUGUGUACUGUCACAUAUACUGUUUGGUUAGGAAAAUGUCUAAGAUAUUAAUUAUAUUUUGUGAACUAUGUAUAAGUAAAAAAGUAUUGUAAAUUUUCCAAUUGAACUUUGUUUUCAUUAAUUUGAAAAUUUCAUCAGAAUGAAAACUGUAAUGAAAAAGAUUUGCCUUUUUUCUUUUGUAUGAAAUUGUUUUAUUACAGGUUAAUCCUCAUUUAUACAAUUUACAUUAUCAAAGAUCUUCAUAGAUGAUACAUAUCCAUGGUUUUCUCAGUAUUAUUUGCAGGUAGCUUUGUAAUUCUAGAAGGAAAAAAAGACAAAUGGUGUUGUUGACUUCUCACCAUUGAGAAAUCAUCUUGUAUAAUUGGCAUUGAAUUAAUAAAUCAUUUCUGUAAUUCUACUAAAUUUAUAUAUCUUAUUAGUUGAUUAAGGGUCAUCAAUUACUAUUGUUUUAUAAUGCAACUCGGAAUGUGUUUUUUUACAUGGCCUAGCUGUAAUAAUUGAAUUGUGAAACAGGAGUUAAUGAAAUGUAUUGUAUAUACAAGAUAUAUGUAGGUCAGAGAUCACUAGGUGUUGAUAGUUGUUGUUAUUUUAACUGUGAUAUUUAUAUUCCUUCCACUUUAUUUAUAUGAUAUUAAGAAAUAAGCUGUCGUAUUGCCAGAUAUUAAUAAAUUUAUCAUGACAAAAUUCCAUUAAAUAA